Molecule: messenger RNA, 629 nt
Organism: Candidula unifasciata
Lineage: Eukaryota; Metazoa; Mollusca; Gastropoda; Stylommatophora; Geomitridae
Source: the annotation of a GenBank genome assembly
AACCGGUGCCAGGGACCUGUACAUUAUGCGACACUAUGGAUUGCGUUCUUUCAGCUGCCCACCUAAUUAACAACAUGAACACGUCGGCUGAUCCCUGCGAAGACUUCAACGAGUUCGCCUGUGGUCGCUACAUCAAAGAAUCCCAAUUCCCACCUGGAAGAUCACACAUAUCCAGCGCUACUGCAGUCAGCGACCGGAACACUAUCCUCCUCAGAAACAUUAUACUUGAAGAGUCUUCUCCAUCUCACCCAGAAUAUCUCCGCAAAAUGAAAAAGUUUUAUCAGUCUUGUGUGGACGAAGCCCAAAUAGAAGUUGUGGGCUUAGAACCGUAUUUCAACGAUACAGAAUUCACUGAUGACUGGCCCACACUCAACCCGAACUGGACUGACGCUAACUUUAACCUGAACGAGCUCAUCGUCCGCUACAUGGUAGAGGAUGUAGAGCCGUUAUUUUCCAUCACAGUUAGCACCGAUAUGAAUGACAGUACUACCAACGUUAUCGAAGUAAGUUUUGUUUGUUUGUUUGCUAGAGGUUCUGACAGUGGCAGAAGAGUGGUUGUCAACAGUAGUGUGUAUGCUUUAUCAUUCAGUCACUUUUGUUUCCAUUUCGUUUAUGGGAUCCAGUUUUGA